GAGGGUAUUUAUGCAAAACUUUCCAGGUCUGUAUCGUCUUUCAUUUGCAUGUGGUCAGGAAGUGGAUAGAAGAAGGCCUCAGAACCGUAUCCAUUGGAAGACAGGAACCAGGGGGUUUUGCUGCUGUUCUUUGGAGGAGAAGAGAAAUGGGAGGCUUGCUCUUGCCGCAUCACCGAACCUUUCCAAAUUCUUUGCAAGCUUCCAUCCCGGGACCUCUCUCUCUUCACAAAGGCGACCGCAAAAACCUUCAUUACUUUGCACCUGAUGUGCACCUCUUCUGUUCCCUGCGGCAAGGCUUUCCACGCUCAUCUUGGUCGGCCGUCAUCAGAUCAGAAGCCAGCGGCAACGCGGUGGCGUCGCCAGGCACGGUCAUCAAGCGUAGCAAGGAGGAGCUCAUCACCUUCUUCAGAGACAUACAGACAUCCAUUGCCGAGUGCUCGCGUAAAGCUUCCAAGAGGACGAGGAAGCAGCCGCCUGAUCUGUUCCAAGAGGUCCGCAGGAGGGAGGAACAGUCACACGGCACAGGUGGAGGAGAUAGCGGCACCGACGACGUUUCAGAGGGACCGAGGAAAGUGAAGAGUCUUGAGGACAUGAACGUGGCUGGAUUGAGAGAGUUGGCGAGGGCCAGAAGGAUGAGGGGUUACUCCAAGCUUAAGAAGGGCGAGCUCAUUGAUCGGUUGAGAGGGGCUACUACGUAAUAAACUACCAUGAUGCAGAGCAGCUUCGCAGUUAAUAGGGACACAUGUUCUUUUCGAACGUAUGAUGAGAUUACCGAUCAAAAAAUUGUAUGAUGAUGAGAUUACCGACUUUCCAAACGAUCUAGUCAGUUCAUUGAUAAGAACUAGAACAAUGUGUGUAGUUAUUAUACUAUAGAACCGGUGGAGCUGUAUUGUUGUACUACGCCGAAACUUUUGUGUAGGCAUGGCAAUCUCCUGUUGUUACGUAAGUUACUUUGUUAUGUACGGAAUUAGUUUCUCUAAAUCUACCAUGGAUUGUGUAUUUCUACAACAUCUGUUUGGAAUUUGAUGUACAUUCUAACUAGGUGGCAAUUGGCAAAUAAAGAAGUUUAAAAUGGCC
Messenger RNA from Zea mays, 1077 nucleotides. RefSeq lists its product as uncharacterized. The transcript has 3 exons. The record is from RefSeq and is a predicted model, not a curated record. NCBI's taxonomy places the organism in Eukaryota, Viridiplantae, Streptophyta, Magnoliopsida, Poales, Poaceae. The coding region runs from base 147 to 698 and encodes 183 amino acids.